Molecule: messenger RNA, 867 nt
Organism: Closterium sp. Naga37s-1
Lineage: Eukaryota; Viridiplantae; Streptophyta; Zygnematophyceae; Desmidiales; Closteriaceae
Source: the annotation of a GenBank genome assembly
AUGCCUCGCUGCGUCCCAAGUACUAGUACCCCCCGGGCCGCGCGCUGUGACCUACUUCGCGCGGCUCCGCCAGCUAGUCGUCCCCCGCGCGGCGCUCCGCAUGCGGCGGGCGCAGGAGCAGGGGAGGGCGGCCGCGUGGUCACCGCCUGGUUAGUGCUCCCUCUCACCCCCCACUCUCUUCCUCCCUUUCCCCCAUUCCCUCACCUUCCUCCUUCCCAUCCUCUUUUCCCCGCAACCAUCCACCCACCCUCUUUCCGUCCCUCUCCCCAGCCCUUCCUCACUCCUCGCGUACACACACUCCCCUCCGCCUCCUCUCAAGUGCCCUUUAAUUUGCGGCCUUCGCGUCUCUAUCUGCGCACUGUUUCGCUCUCGUCCUAUAUGCACCUCACCUCAGCAUCCGCACGCCUUGGACUCCACAUCACCUUCCACGUGCUCCUCCGAGGAGUCCCACCAUCCACCCUUUUCUCUCCAACCCUCCUCCUCUUCUCCUCCCCGUCUCCACCGCUUACUCCUCCCCGUCUCCUCCCCGUCUCCACCGCUUACUCCUCCCCGUCUCCUCCCCGUCUCCUCCCCGUCUCCUCCCCGUCUCCUCCCCGUCUCCUCCCCGUCUCCCCGUCGCACCCAGACCCGCCACUCCCAGUUACGCCAGCGAGCACGAGCAGCACGAAAGCCGGGCAUUCGGGUAGACCGAGCGAGGAGAAGGCUGCUCCCAGCGCGCAGCAGCAUUCCCACGGCACCCGCAAGGCCUCUGGCAGACCACCCCCUCGCGUGCCGGACGGUGCUGGCGCUGCGGGUGGCUCCGACUCUCGCGGAAAAUGCACCGGAGAAAGUAUGUGUAUUGGACUCAGCGGCGGGUCAGGGCAGUGA